Messenger RNA from Thamnophis sirtalis, 2278 nucleotides. RefSeq names its product Cbp/p300 interacting transactivator with ED-rich tail 2 (gene CITED2). Gene Ontology annotation, biological process: regulation of DNA-templated transcription; left/right pattern formation; sex determination. Gene Ontology annotation, cellular component: nucleus. The record is from RefSeq and is a predicted model, not a curated record. Lineage: Eukaryota; Metazoa; Chordata; Lepidosauria; Squamata; Natricidae. Gene Ontology annotation, molecular function: transcription coactivator activity.
CCAGGUUUUACUUCUGGUUGCCUGCGAAGGCUUUUCGCUCCUCCCUUUUGAAAUCCUAUAUUAGCUGUGGCCAAAGCGGGGUAAGGAAUACAGCUCAUUGUUGGCAAGGGCUGAUGAGAAACUCGCCGAGCAGGGGAAGCCGCGGCUUCGAGUCUGUAUGCCCAGCAGCCAGAAGAAUUAAUCGCCACCCUCCGCCGGGACAAGCACAGAGAGGAACCGGACCGUCGCCUGCUCUAUGCUGGGCGAUUUUUGCUGAUUGGGUCUAGCAGCGCGUUGGGAGCGAAGGAAGAAAGCGAGCAAGAGCGUGAGGCUUGAAAUGGCAGAGCACAUGAUGGCCAUGAACCAUGGGCGCUUCCCGGAUGGAACCACUGGGCUUCACCACCAUCCGGCGCAUCGCAUGGGAAUGGGACCCUUUCCAACCCAUCACCACCAGCAGCAGCAGCCUCACACCUUCAGUGCCUUGAUGAGCGACCAUCUCCAUUACGGAGGAGGAAAUAUGAACACAAACAGUGGGAUCAGGCAUGCCAUGGGGCCAGGGAACGUGAAUGGGGGACACCCUGCUGGCAGCAUGCCGCCGACAGCGAGGUUUAAUAAUUCCCAGUUUAUGGCACCGACGGUGGCCCCUCAAGGCGGGCCCUUAACAGCCAGCAUGCAGUUGCAGAAGCUGAACAACCAGUACUUCAGUCACCAUCCUUACCCUCACAACCACUACAUGCCGGAUUUACUUCCUGCCAACCAUCAGCUCAAUGGAGCAACCCAGCAUUUUCGGGACUGCAACCCCAAGCACAGCAGCAGUGGGGCUGGCGGGGGCAAUGGCAGUGUCCCUGCUUCUGUGCCCCACGUCCCUGCAGCAAUGCUGCCUCCCAAUGUCAUUGACACAGACUUCAUUGACGAGGAGGUCCUGAUGUCCUUAGUUGUAGAAAUGGGCUUGGAUCGCAUCAAGGAGCUUCCCGAGCUUUGGCUGGGACAGAAUGAGUUUGAUUUCAUGACAGACUUCGUUUGCAAACAGCAGUCUAGCAGAGUGAGCUGCUGACUUUUGUGCAAAACAAAGGACCUUUUUUCCAUAUGUAUGAAUGAAAACAUUCCCUCUAGAGACAGUAUUUCAAAGGCUUGUAGGAACCUGGGAAGCAGAGUAAAAUAUAAGCUUGUAUAAUUUUUCUUAUUUUCUGUUUGCUACCACCACUUUUUUUUAUUUUUAAGCUUGGCCACCCAUUUUUGUCCCCCCUAACCUAUAAUAAUUUUUAACUGUACCCAUCUUUCAUAUCCCUCAGUGUCUCUAUUCUCUGCUUAAUUUCUUCCCUGCUAACCUGGCAGUUCUGUCAGUGACUACAUGCAAACAUUGGCAAAAUAAUCUUGUGGAUAUUCUGCAAGUUACGUUUCAAAUGAGUAGAACUGCAUUCAGAUUCUGAGUUUAAAAAAAAGAUUUUUAAAAAUGUUUUAGUUGAUUGCACGAACUUCAGGAUAGAUUCCUGCGCAAAUACUGCCCUCUUCCUUUGUUUUGAACUAUGCAUUGGAGUGAUGCUAAUUUUUAGUCUGCUAAAGUGGAAGCUUAGCAAAUGUGGGCCAAACCUUCCCUCUUCAGGAAAAAUAAUACUGUUACUUAAACUCUGCUGACUGUUCUUCUCCCCCAUUUGUACAGACAAAAAGAUAGUGUGAAUGGAAUGGCGGUGGGAGGGGACUUUGCUGGCUUUUAUUUUCAACAUCUUUUUACUUUGGUAAUGUGCUUACAUGGUUUAUUCAAUACAUAGGGGGAAAGAACUACUGUGUUGAAAGCUUUUGGGGAAAUUUGACAGUAUUUUUGUACAUUUUUUUUCUGAGAACCUACUUAUUAAUUUAUUUUAAGUUGCCAGUGUCCAUAAAAAAGUUAAAGGCUUUAACUUUUUCCUAGGUAUAGUUCCCAAUUCUUUUUCCUAAACUUCUUUUUCUUGCCUACCCCUUCAAUUUCCCCCUCCGAAUAUUUAGUACAUAUGACCCUUUUUAACUUGAGCUGUUGGGUUGUGUGAACAUUCUGAAGGAGUAUUUACUUGACACCAUUGUGUGCUAUAUGUCAUGAUCAGUGCAGAAGGUAAAAGGAUUUAAAACUAAUUAUGACAUCACAGUCUCAUAAGUAACAUUGUAACAUGCCUGUGUGAUUUUAUCAAAAGUGGAAUUUGCCAAGAGGCAACAACUUGUGAUUUUGCCAACUUACUCGCUAUAAAUGUAGUUGUCCAGAAUUAUGAUGCAUAAAGUAUUUAUUCUAUUUAUCUAUUAAACUUUAAUUUUAUAAAUACUCUCACAA